AUUGUCUUCUGGGUUAACAGAAAACUUGACAGGUUUUUUGGAGGCAAAUUUUGAUCUGAAUAUUUUUCUUCUGUAAUUUGUGAUUUUCCAAGAGUUUUCCAAGUGUUUUGUGGAGGAAAAUGGAUGAAGAGCUGGAUGUCACAAUGGAUUCAGAUGAUGACGAUGCCCUUCUGGGAGCAAUUGGAGGCAUUAGUGAGAGUGGAAGUGAAUCUGCGUCUUCGAGCCAAAAUAGUCAACCUGUGCAUGAGCCAUCUGGGGCUCCCAGUGUCUACCUGAGUGUCCUGAGGUCAAAGUUUGGCCACAGUGACUUCCGGCCAAUGCAGUGGCGUAUUAUCCGUUCAGUUCUGUGCGACAAAAGGGAUAAUUUCGCCGUAAUGGCCACGGGAUACGGGAAAUCCCUUUGCUAUCAGUUCCCUUCAGUUUACACAGGGCAGCUCACUCUGGUGGUCUCCCCGUUGAUUUCCCUGAUGGAGGACCAAGUGUCUGCAUUGGAAGUUAUGAAUAUCGAGGCAGUAUUCCUAGGAACUGCCCAGAAGGAUCGUGAAGCUCUGAGCAAGGUUUAUCAGGGAGAGUAUCGCCUGGUUUAUAUGUCUCCGGAAUACAUCACAAACAAUCAGGAUGUACUGAUACAUCUGGCUCCUCAGCUAACCCUGAUUGCCAUUGACGAGGCUCACUGCGUCAGUCAAUGGGGUCAUGAUUUUCGACCGGCUUUCCGGGAGCUCUCCUGCAUCCGCAAAGUGGUUCCGGAUAUUCCGAUCCUGGCUCUAACAGCCACAGCCACUCACAGAGUGCGGCAGGAUAUUGUCAAAAUCCUCGGGCUCAAAGAUCCCAAUUACAGUCUCAGUGGCUUCGAUCGACCCAAUCUCUCUUUGGAAAUUCAUCCCAGAACCGACACAAAUCCCUGGUCUGACAUUCGGAAGCAUCUGGAGAGUGUCCAGGGAGCCUCUGUCAUUAUCUACUGCAUCACACGGAGACACACGGAGGAAGUUGUUAAUGAUCUGAAGCGCAACAAAGUCGACUGUGAAGCCUACCACGCAGGAUUGAGCACGAAGCGUCGCUCGGAAGUGCACCAGGCUUUCGUGAGGGACCGGAUUAAGGUGAUUGUGGCCACAAUUGCCUUUGGCAUGGGCAUCGAUAAGCCAGAUGUUCGAAUGAUCAUUCACUACGGUUGCUCCCAGAACAUCGAAUCCUAUUACCAGGAAAUCGGAAGGGCAGGACGCGAUGGGCAGCCGGCAAAGUGCAUCCUGCUCUACAAUCGCAGAGACUUCCACACUCACACCAUUCUUUGGGAAAGUUGCUUGUUCAAGAGUCGCCUGGCGGAUCUCCAGAGAGAAAUGAAGAAUUAUGUUGAUCUCCGGCGAACCUGCCGAAGGGCCUUCAUUCUCAAAUACUUCGAUGAUCCUCAAGUCUCGAAGCUGAAGACCAGAGCAGAUUGCUGUGACAACUGCAAAAGGCAGCUUUCGGGCUACAAAGAUGAGGAUCAGUAUGUAGAGUUGGAUGAAGAAGGUAGGUUUGAUUUUACCCAAGAUUUCACAACAUUCCUCAAGGCCAUCAGAGUUUUCGAUGGAUACUCUUCUGUGAGCAAGACUGUCCUCUUCCUUCGUGGCUCUAAAUCCCAAAAACUCCAACCUCGCUUUUACACAAAUCCCCUUUACGGUUCGGGGAAGAACAAGGUGGAACAGUGGUGGAAGCUUGUUGCGGAUUUGAUGAUCAGAGAGGAUUAUCUGAAAACGGUUUCUGUCAGUAGGGACAAACCUUCAAUUACUUGUACGAAAAUGACAAACAAGGGAGAGAGUCUUCUAGAACAAGUGAAAACAAUUCUUCUGCAUCCGCUGCAGGAUAUGAUGAAGUUCUUCACGAGGAAAAUUGAUCCGAAACAGGAAAAGUUGUCCGUCUCCGUUGCGCCUUUGUUCAAUUUCGGAGCAAUUCCUGGUAAAUCCAGUCAGACUCCUCAGACUUCCCAGGCCACGGGGAUGAAUUCGAAUUUGACAGUUUGUGCUCCGAAGGCGAAGUUUGAUGUCCUUAUGAAGGAUCUUCUGUUGGAGAGGUCAAAGAUUGCCAGCGAUGUAGAUUGCAUGCCAUACGUCAUUGCGUCAACCAAGGCUUUGGAACAGAUGUGUCGACUGAUGCCGCAGACGCUUGAUGAACUUCGCCAGGGUAAUAUUGAUGGCUUCUCUGAGGUCAAAAUUGAUAAAUUCGGUCCGAGACUGGUGAAAUUCUUUCGGAAAGUCGCAGGGGUGACAACUAAACCUUCUGGGAAGAAUUCAAUGGAGACUAUCCUAGAAAGGCAUCCACUAGUUGGACCAUUGAAGGGAUCUGCAUCUGUCACUUACGAUCUCUUCGUUGAAGGAUUUUCCCUAGCCCAGAUUUGCACCAAGAGAGAUCUUGCGGAAUCAACGAUUGUUUCACACAUUAAAAGUGCCAUUGAAUGUGGGAAGAAGGUCACCAGGAAAGAUCUGGAGAGGUUCGAUGUUGAUACCGGGACUUUUGAAGAGAUCAAGAGGAAUCUUCCACCUGAUCUUUCUUCUGUCAAACUAACGCCAAUCAAGGAAGCCUGCGAUCCUGGAAUUUCAUUCAACAACAUCGUUCUCGUUCUUGCCUACUGCAGAGUGAGGCAGCAUCUUGAAAGAAUAGGACAACCUUACGAAGAUCCUGAUAAGCCGGAUGCAUCAACUCAGGAAACGGAGGAAACUCAAGAAUCUAAAGAGACCCAAGAAACUCAGGAAACACAGGAAACCCAGGAAGACAUCGAAGUAGAUGUCGAUCUAGAGAUGUUUGAUAGCAUCGAACAAGAUAUUCUUCUUCAUGCUGAUCAACUGGAUCAAGAAUCACAACCAUCACAUCAAAGCAGUCAAACGUUGCAAGGGAAGAAGACCAAAUACGCUCCAGUUGCCUACAUGAGCGACGACAGCGACGACGAAGGACAGAAGAAGGAGAACCUAAUUCCAACGCAAGUGAUCAGUACGCCGUCUCCGUUGAAGAAACGCCGACAAAAUCUCAUUUUGUAAUUCAGCUUCAGGACAAGCAGGAGGAACAUUUUUGAUUGGAUUUCUUGUAGAAAUUGAAAUACACACUCAUUAUAGCUUUGCAGAACGUUCAAA
This is a messenger RNA of Phlebotomus papatasi, 3101 nucleotides long. RefSeq names its product bifunctional 3'-5' exonuclease/ATP-dependent helicase WRN-like. Lineage: Eukaryota; Metazoa; Arthropoda; Insecta; Diptera; Psychodidae. Gene Ontology annotation, molecular function: 3'-5' DNA helicase activity; ATP binding; nucleic acid binding. The transcript is spliced from 3 exons. Bases 120 to 3008 code for a protein of 962 amino acids. The record is from RefSeq and is a predicted model, not a curated record. Gene Ontology annotation, biological process: double-strand break repair via homologous recombination; DNA replication. Gene Ontology annotation, cellular component: cytoplasm; nucleus; chromosome.